Molecule: messenger RNA, 3566 nt
Organism: Misgurnus anguillicaudatus (oriental weatherfish)
Lineage: Eukaryota; Metazoa; Chordata; Actinopteri; Cypriniformes; Cobitidae
Gene: eps8b
Product: epidermal growth factor receptor pathway substrate 8b
Biological process (GO): Rho protein signal transduction; regulation of Rho protein signal transduction; positive regulation of ruffle assembly
Cellular component (GO): vesicle; ruffle membrane; plasma membrane
Molecular function (GO): actin binding
Source: RefSeq, a predicted model, not a curated record
CUAUUCUAUAGAAUUGCUGUGAAGAACUUUUUGUAGUAGUUUAUUUUAAAGAGUGUAGUUUAGGAUGAAAGUUAAAGGUACCCAGACCUCAAGGAACACAAACAGACCUCCUGUAUUAUGGAUUCUGCUUGUAGCCUCACAACAUCCCAUAUCCAUAUUUGCUUAUUUCCCACAAUUUCCAAGCUUCCUAAAAAUGAAUAUGCAUUACGUUUGCAGUGAAUCCAUUAGCAUGGCAGAAUAAUAAUGAAGAAAAAGUGCUUUCAAAAAUGCAAUUAAUCUUAUGUAAAACGGCUGCUCAGUGCCUCUAAUUAGAUGCCAUUUUAAUAACUGUGUAUGUUAUACAAGAAACACAGUUUAACACAGGUAGUAAACACCAUUGUUCAUUUGUUUGAUUACAGAAAAGCUACGGUAUAUAAAUUUCGCUUACCAGAAUAACCUAGUCACUCUUAUAAAUGCUCAAGAGAAGUACUGCAACAGGGCAGGCUAUACACCACACUUCAACUGAUAUAUCUGUAUUCAGCCAAACAAAAGCGAAUUUAAAUAAACAUAAAUGCGUUUAAAACGUGAAAUUGGAUCCGUGUGUUUGGCAUUCAGGCUGUGCGUUACAGCAAAAUGAACAUGGCGUUGUGGGAGUGGAUGCUUUUGGCAAAGGAUUACACUGAGCCUGCAGAAUCAAACAAACACUACAUUAAUAAAAACACCGGUCUAUGUUCUAGAAGCCUGUUGUCAUCAUAUUUGUGUUAUCCUAUUGUAGGUGAAAACCAGGUCCUCCCACGAUGGCUUCGGGCUGAUGACAUCUUCAAAUGUUAUUUUCUAUCACAGGUCAGACAUCGGGUCUGCAUGCAGCUAGGGAUUGAAGAAAGGUUAUUUUCUCUUCAGGCUGUGAUGUGAACCUUUCUGUACUGAGAGCUACAGACAUUCCUGAUAUACUGAUAGUGGCUUUGGCUGUCAAUCAACAUGCUGUGUCAAAAACGAUAGAAACUGUGUUAAAAUAUACCACAAGUGUGUGCAUUCCUGCUAUUGAAAUUUACAAUUUGCUAUAUCAAUGAUGACUGUCAGUUUGUGUUAAAUGGAUAAAAUUACAAGAUUAGUCGGUUAUCUUUAGCAAUAACAACAAGCCUGCGAUUGGAGGUGAAAACAAAUCUGCCUAUUGUGUAGCCAGGUGUUCAACAUGUUCAUUUAUUCAUAGGCUUCAAGAAAGGAGGUCUAGGUAUGGGCUGGAUGCCGGGCCACUGCGGUUAUCUUCACCGCUCCCUGACCGAGGAGGAAAGAGGCAGGCGAGCACAUUAAUGAUGCAUAGGGACCGGUACGUUCAGUUUAAAGUUCUCCAUGCUCUGUGCAGGCCCGCUGAAAUAUGCAUGAGCUACACUGCAUGUGCAGGCUGCAGCACGGCACGUUACUUUCCACCCAAGCCAAGGGCGCAGCGUUUGCAGACGCGCUUGCAGCAACUGCGGGCUCUUCUGAUAAAGCAUGCUCGAGUCGUCUAACAGCGACCUCCAACAUGUCAGAAUCCGUUAUCACUUUGUGGCGCGCAAUGCCAACGAGCUCACCGUGCAGCAGGGAGAGAUACUGGAGGUCUUGGAAAACAAUAAACAGUGGUGGCUGCUGAGAAACCGCAGUGGUCAGUCAGGCUACGUGCCUUGUAAUGUGCUAGAAGAGGUCAAACCAGAAGAGCAGCAUUACAACCGCGCUGCUCUCUUUAACAGCCAGGCUGUGAAUCCUUACAAAGGAACUCCAACUGCUCCUGUAAAUCAUGUAGAGGUUUUGGAGAUGAAUAAAUCCUCCAGGGACAAAGACAACCGCAGCCAACAGAAGGAGGUAAACGAUGAGCUGUUGAAGAGGAUAACGGACAGUAAGGCUCAACCACCGGCGCGUAACUUUAGGGUAGAGCGAUCGUGCAGAACCGUGCCCAUCACGCAGACAUCUGAGCCCUUUGAGGUGCACGCUUGGCUUAAUGCCAAGGGUUUCUCCAGGCCGGUGGUGGAUUGUCUGGGUAGCCUAAAUGGUGCUCAGCUUUUUUCUCUUAGCAAGGAUGAGCUGAGGGCCGUGUGUGGGGACGAGGGCUCGCGCGUCUUCAGUCAGCUCAGUGUGGAGAAAGCCCAAAUAGAGAAAAGUCACGGUGACACAGAGCUGCAGGAGAUCAUGAGACGACGGCAACAGGAAGUGGAAGCCUCAACCUGGGAAUGAUUACAGUCAAUCGCAAUAAUUUCAUCGCAUUUUCUUCAAUACUCUUGUUCACCCGACAAUCAACAGCCACCCAGAGGAAUUCAGAACAGAUGGACUAAACAGCUCCAGUCAUUACUGUAACCGUGUCCAGCCCAUUUCCUUUAUGACCUGUACAAUGUAGUGCUUAACAUAAGUGCUUUAAACUGAUGAACAUGAAUGCAUUGGGAUUAAAGUCUUUAACCUCCAUUUAAAGUGAUAAAAAUGACAUUGAGCAUCGACUAAUAAGUCCUAAUAUUUGAAACAAGUAGUCUGUCACUGCAUAAAAAUCAUGAAGAUUUGCUCUAUAAUGGUACUGCAGUAAAGUAUUAUCGCAUACUUCAUACGGCUAAAUGACUACUUAAUAUUAAUGUUGAAGACUGUCUCAUCACUCAUUUGUCGGUACUUCUUUAUUCACAUGUUUCAUGCUUUAUUAAUGCAAAUCAGGUCAUGUUUAUUCAUGUGUGUGUGUGCAUGAUCGCUAUAUAAUUUUCCUUUAUACUUCAAGCAGAAAGGAUAGUAGCCCCCAUUGGCAAUAACCAUUAUAUUUGAAUAACUUUUUUUGUUUGCCCACAGUUGAAAACAGACACCGCAAUACAAUUCGAUCCAAAGAACACACAUCUGGUAAACAAUAAUUCUUAUAUUGUAAAUGCCCACGGCGAAUGUUACAUCACUUUAUGUUUAUGAGCAACAUCAGCCCCCAAACAUGCAUUAAACAUUUAUUUUCUUCUUAUUAAAAUUUAAAUAAACAAACAAAAAUAUGUUUGUGUUUAUAUGUAAAUUGUGGAGUUUUGAUAUACAGACUAUACCCAUGUACUCUAUACUGAAAAAGCAUGAUUUGCGCAUACAGUAUUGACGGUGACUAUUUAAAAAGCCGCAGCAGUCAGACGUCAUUGUACUAUUGCUUUACAGAGAACCGAUUCCUACGGCUCCUCUUACCCACUGAUGUUUAUAAAGACCCUUUCAACCUUCUGAAAGCCAUACGGCUGUGUCUCUAACCGGCUCGCUGACUGACAGCUUUGCUACUUACCCUCACAGAGGGCACAUAAGGGGGACUUUCAGUUUGUCUUGUUGCUUUUUUCUGGAAUAGAUUGUGAACGCAUCAGCGAGUAUUGUGCUGUGUUCAGGAUGAGCUGGAAUGACCCCCAUCUCUCCCUUUGUAUGCACUGUCAGGAUGCCUCCCAGCCCUGAGAGAGAGUGGAUGAGGCUGUAUAUUGUCACUAUGAUUCAUGGCAUGAAUCAAUCCCUAAUGAUGGAAUUUACGGAGGGGAAGAUCAAAGGAAAGAUGCUGGACUGCCUCGCAGCGCAGUGAAACUAUUGUGAUUCAUAUCCAUUUAAAAACUUCAAAUCAAUUUAAUGCAAAA